AUGUUUCUGCAACGCGGUUCUCGAGCCAUCCGCGCCGUACACCGGCAAUGGGUGGUGUCCGGAGGUAACGUAACCAAGGCCGCCCUUGCGGCGAGCGCGGGAGGUCCCUCCAGAUGGUUCCACGAGACGAGGAGGCAGCAAACUGUCAAGCCGGUCUUACUCGCCGACAUUGGAGAAGGCAUUGUCGAGUGCGAGGUCAUCCAAUGGUUUGUGCAGCCAGGCGCGAGGGUUGAGGAGUUCUCACCGCUCUGUGAGGUCCAGAGCGACAAGGCGUCGGUCGAGAUUACGAGCCGUUUCGCGGGCGUGGUCAAGAAGCUCUACUACGAGGCCGGUGACAUGGCCAAGGUCGGCAAGCCGUUCGUCGACAUCGACAUCGAGGGGGGUGCGGUGGAUCAAGUAGAUUCUGCGGCCAAGCCUGACGCGGAGACACCCGCGGCGCCGGUGGAGAAGGCCGACGAGGACGUAAUCCAACAGGAUUCCAAGUCUGAUGUCCCUCUUACAGCCGAGGAACAGAGGCGGCUUCGGAUCAGGGAAAACAACAGGGCGAUCGCAACUCCGGCAGUGCGACACCUUUCCAAGGAGCUCAACGUGGACAUACUACAAAUCCAGGGUACAGGAAAGGACGGCAGGGUACUCAAGGAAGACAUCUACAAAUUUGUCCAGCAGCGGAAUGCCGGCGCGCAGACCCCCGCCGCCCCCCAAAUAUCACCAUCCGCCUCAACCGCACAGCCCUCGCAACAGCAAGAGGAGACUGUCGUGCAGUUGACCAACACCCAGGUGCAAAUGUUCAAGGCCAUGACCCGGUCCUUGACGAUUCCGCACUUCCUUUACACCGACGAGAUCGACUUUACAAACAUCAGCGAUCUCCGCACGCGGCUGAAUAAGGUCUUGGCCACUACGGCCAAGGUCAGCACUGGCGGAAACGGCACCGUCAUCCCCUCCGGCCAGAGCCAGCAGGACUUGGUCGCGAAGCUCUCCUACCUCCCCUUCAUCAUCAAGGCCGUCUCCAUGGCCCUCUACAAGUACCCCAUCCUCAAUGCCCGCGUGGACGUCGACCCUACGACCGAAAAGCCCGUGGUCGUGCAUCGCAGCCAACACAACAUUGGCGUCGCGAUGGACACCCCUCAAGGACUCCUCGUCCCCGUCAUCAAGGACGUCGGCUCUCUCAACAUCCUCAGCAUCGCGGCCGAGCUAACGCGCCUGCAAGCCCUCGCAUAUGCGGGGAAGCUGACCCCUCGGGACAUCACCGGCGGUACUAUAACGGUGUCCAAUAUUGGUAACAUCGGCGGCACCUAUCUCUCGCCUGUCAUCGUCGAGAAAGAGGUCGCCAUUCUUGGCGUCGGACGAAUGCGAGCCGUGCCGGCCUUUGACGAGGCGGGGAAUGUUGUGAAGAAGCAGGUCUGCAACUUUAGCUGGAGUGCAGACCACAGGGUAGUUGAUGGUGCGACUAUGGCCAGGGCGGCUGAAGUGGUCAGGGCAGUUGUGGAGGAACCGGAUGUUAUGGUCAUGCACUUGCGGUAA
Messenger RNA from Scedosporium apiospermum, 1521 nucleotides. RefSeq lists its product as uncharacterized. Gene Ontology annotation, molecular function: acetyltransferase activity; lipoic acid binding. Gene Ontology annotation, cellular component: cytoplasm; mitochondrion. Lineage: Eukaryota; Fungi; Ascomycota; Sordariomycetes; Microascales; Microascaceae. Bases 1 to 1521 code for a protein of 506 amino acids. The record is from RefSeq and is a predicted model, not a curated record. The transcript has 2 exons.